Calypte anna (Anna's hummingbird) is the source of this 767-nucleotide messenger RNA. RefSeq names its product CDGSH iron sulfur domain 2 (gene CISD2). NCBI's taxonomy places the organism in Eukaryota, Metazoa, Chordata, Aves, Apodiformes, Trochilidae. The record is from RefSeq and is a predicted model, not a curated record. Gene Ontology annotation, biological process: autophagy of mitochondrion; regulation of autophagy. Gene Ontology annotation, cellular component: intracellular membrane-bounded organelle; mitochondrial outer membrane. Gene Ontology annotation, molecular function: 2 iron, 2 sulfur cluster binding. The transcript has 3 exons. The coding region runs from base 99 to 503 and encodes 134 amino acids.
CGCCUUCACCUCCCGGUGCAUGCGCGGCGGGAGCAGCCCCAGGGAGCGCGGGGCCCGUGGGGGCCGUUCCGCUCCCUCCGUCCCUCAGGGUCGCCGCCAUGGUGCUGGAGAGCCUGGCCCGCAUCGUCAAGGUGCAGCUGCCCGCUUACCUCAAGCGCCUGCCGCUGCCCGAGAGCGUCGGUGGCUUCCUCCGCCUCACAGUUUCAGAAUGGCUCCGGUUACUGCCUUUCCUGGGUGUGCUGGCCUUGCUGGGUUACCUUGCUGUUCGUCCCUUCCUCUCCAAGAAGAAACAGCAAAAGGAUAGCUUGAUUAACCUUAAGAUCCAGAAGGAAAAUCCAAAAGUAGUGAAUGAAAUAAACAUUGAAGAUUUGUGCCUCACUAAGGCUUACUGCAGGUGUUGGCGUUCCAAGACGUUCCCUGUCUGUGAUGGCUCCCACAACAAGCACAAUGAAUUAACAGGAGAUAAUAUAGGUCCACUAAUACUCAAGAAGAAAGAAGUAUAGCAGAUGCUUAAUUUACUAGAUCACGACUGAUAAAGUCUUUUUAUAUCACUGUAGUUGAGAAGGACAGUAUUUUAUUACAUGAUUGAUAUGAUUUAGUUUAAUGAUUUUAGAUUUCUUUUUGGAAUAAACUGCAUUUAGACAGUGCUCAAUCUGUCACUGUUUUGAUACUUUAUUCUGAGAAGAAUUAUGUCUGCUUUGUAAAACUGUAAAGUAACUAUCUCUGUAAAUAAAGUCAUUUAUUUCAACAAUAAAAUUACUUCCUAC